Molecule: messenger RNA, 549 nt
Organism: Penicillium brevicompactum
Lineage: Eukaryota; Fungi; Ascomycota; Eurotiomycetes; Eurotiales; Aspergillaceae
Exons: 1
Coding region: 1-549 (182 amino acids)
Source: RefSeq, a predicted model, not a curated record
AUGCGUUCUCCGGGAGCCUACACAACCUACUACCCGUCGUCACGGCAGUACUACCCGAGUGAACCUCGAGUGAUCUAUAUCAAUCCGGAAGACUACGACACUGGAUACAGCAGACCCCGCCAACAGUACGCUCCCAAAGCCCAAUACCUACAGCCACCACCAAUCUUUACUAAAUAUACUUGCUAUAGACCUGAAGAAUACAUCCAGCGAGAACCCAGAUCAGGAAGAAGGGUCCGCUUUGACGACCAACCGCAGUAUGAACGCCCGCCGAGACCUAGCUCUCCCGAUAGUUGGAGACCAACACGUUCUGGCGUGCAGUAUGAAGUGCGUGAGCCAAGAGGUACAGCACCAUCGCGUCUCUUUGAGAGAGAAAGGAGGCCUUACCCUCCUCCUCCCGAGUCCGAUGUUCCUCUUCGGUCUUCGCAACCCCGAUACUAUGAGACGAGAGAACCUCGCUCUUACCGGGAGGGAAGGAGGGAGAUGGACCGCGCAGCAAGGCGCGUGAAAACCCGCAGCGGCUACUUCCGUGGUUGGUGGGCUUUCACCUGA